Molecule: messenger RNA, 975 nt
Organism: Nicotiana tabacum (common tobacco)
Lineage: Eukaryota; Viridiplantae; Streptophyta; Magnoliopsida; Solanales; Solanaceae
Source: RefSeq, a predicted model, not a curated record
AUGGCAAAUGGUAUUGGUAGGUGCUUACGUGAGUGGGGGAUAAAUAAGAUCUUCACUAUCACAGUUGAUAAUGCAAGCUCAAAUGAUAUGACAGUAAAAGAAUUGUCUAAGCAAUUAACAAAAAUGGAAACUAAUUUGAUGAAUGGUACUCACCUUCACAUGAGAUGUAUUGAUGUUCCAUGCAAUGUUCCAACUAGGUGGAAUUCCACCUACUUGAUGUUGCGCAGGGCUGUUGAAUUUGAAAGUGCAUUUUCACAUUAUGCUUCUAGUGAAAUUGGCUUGAGACAUUAUCUUGAGCAUUCUUAUAUUGAUGUUGGAAUUCCUGCAGUUGCUGUUUAUUUGAAGCAAUUGAUAGCAAAUGAAGAUACAAUUUUAAGUGAAAUGACAAAGAAUAUGAAAGAAAAGUUUGAUAAGUAUUGGGGUGAUCCAGAGAAAAUAAACAAGAUAAUUUUUAUCUCAUGUAUUUUGGAUCCACGCUACAAGCUCGAAUCAGUUGGCUAUGUACUUGUAAAGAUGUUUGGUAUAGAUCUGGGGGACACUUCGACUUCCGGGCUUUCUGGCAGUCAAGCAAGCACCCAAAAUAUAAGACUUUUAGAAUUACUCAUGCAAUAUAUAAAAAAAUAUAAAAGUGGGAGUGGAGGUGUUGAUACUAGAACAGAGUUAGAUAAAUAUUUAGGUGAAGAAACUGAGGAUGACACUAAAGAAUUUGAUGUUCUUCUUUGGUGGAAAUUGAACUCAGCUAGAUUUCAUAUUCUUGCGGAGAUGGUUCGUGAUGUAUUAGCUAUUCUGAUUUCAAGUGUGGCAUCCGAAUGUGCGUUUAGUACGGGAGGACGUCUUCUUGAUUCAUUUAGGAGUUCAUUAACUCCUAAAUUGGUGCAAGCUCUAGUGUGUCUUCAAGAUUGGCUUCGAAAUAAAAAAUUAAAACAACCUGUUAGUAUUGAGGAAGAUCUUGAUAAAAUCGAGCAGCUUGAAUAA